This is a messenger RNA of Rhinocladiella mackenziei CBS 650.93, 456 nucleotides long. RefSeq lists its product as uncharacterized. The record is from RefSeq and is a predicted model, not a curated record. The coding region runs from base 1 to 456 and encodes 151 amino acids. The transcript has a single exon. NCBI's taxonomy places the organism in Eukaryota, Fungi, Ascomycota, Eurotiomycetes, Chaetothyriales, Herpotrichiellaceae.
AUGUCUGACGCCUCCACUGCAGUUCUUCCUACCCGGAUCAUCCUCAGCCUGAUCGGCCUGGCCUCUGCAGCAGGAGGUUACCUCGCCGAUUGGAACGAAACUCACGUCUUCAAUCCCAAAUGGACUCCUCAUGCCAAAUUUCACAACGGCCAAACCAUGAGCACCGGUCUCGGUCUCGGCCUGCUCACCUUCUACUACACCUGGCGAACCACCAACACCGGCUCCUCGCCAGGGCUGCUGGAUAACCUGUUCACGGCAACUCUCAUGUCGAGUCUGUACUGGGUAACACAACUGAGCGCCAUUCUGUACCCAGGCACCAAAUGGGUGGACGAUGAAUUCAAAGAGAGUCAUGGAGAACCGCAGAAGAGAGGGGCACCAGUACUAUUGGGUGUGAGUUGGUUGGCAUUUGGGCUGGGAUGGUAUAGGUUGACCCGAGGUCAUAUUAAGAGUUCAUAA